UCGAAAGCAGAAUUGUUUGAGCUGUAGUGAAGUCAAAAGUCCAGAAUUGUGCACAAACAUGACAGUCUGCCAUGAACAUGAGGCUUGUUUUCUCCAUAAAUUUAAGACGGAAGAUAAUCAAGAAAACUUUGAUCUUGGUUGCAAAGAUAAAUCUCUUUGUCUUCAUGCUUCAACUAGUAACGGAUUUGGCCGACGAUCAACAAUUGGCAGACAUUUGGUAUGUGAAAACUGUUGUAGCGGUUCCGACUCGUGUAAUCGAGAUCUUCUGUGUGGACAUCAUAUGCAAGAAGGACCUAACUCUACAUGUACCCUAAACAGCGAGUGUGACAGCAACCUUGUCUGUCUGUCCAGUCGAUGUCAGUGUCUCUCUACUGACUACUUCUGGAAUGGAUUUGUUUGCAUGACAAGAAAAUCCAUAAAUGAGGAAUGCGAGGAAUCGAGACAAUGUAAAUUGUCCUUACAAUGCAGAAACAAAAAGUGUCAGUGUAUAGAGUCAAACUACUGGACUGGAUCCACAUGCGCAGAACGAAAAUCAGUGAAUGGUACUUGUGCCACACUUAUGGAGUGUAGAGACACAUUGUUUUGUGUCCACUCAAUAUGUAGAUGUGACUACUAUAUUGGAGAAACAUGGGAUGGCUAUUCAUGCGGAACAGGCCCCAGAGAGUGUGAGGAUUUAAUUAUUUCUAUAUCUGGAAUUUAUACUAUUUAUCCCGGAGGUGGUACCCUUGCAGUUCAAGUGUACUGUGUUGUUGAAGCAAACAAAAUAUGGACGGUGAUACAAAGACGAGAGAGUGGUUCUGUAGAUUUUGAUAGAGGAUGGAAUGAAUAUAAAUCUGGAUUCGGAAUAGCUGGUGGAGAUUAUUGGUUAGGUAAUGAAAAUAUUCAUAUAAUGUCAACGGAGGCCCAGCAUGAGAUCAGUAUAUAUCUAGAAGUCUCCCCUAGUGAUUACAGAUAUGCAAACUAUUCAACCUUCAGACUUGAUGAUGAAAACAGUAAAUAUAGUUUAGCCAUAGCAGGUUACAGAGGUAAUGCAGGUGAUUCAAUGACCUAUCACAACGGCCUUAUGUUUAGUACAAAGGAUUCAGACCAUGACGGUGAUGCAGGCCGGAACUGUGCAGCACGAUAUAAAGGGGGGUGGUGGUACAAAAACUGUUACUAUGCCAACCUGAAUAGGGAGGACAACAACUUAAUCAAUUGGAGAACAUAUUCAAAUUACAUACGGAAAACUAAAAUGAUGAUAAGAAGAAAAUGAUAAAAACCUGUUCAAAUGUAUAAG
Messenger RNA from Mytilus trossulus (common blue mussel), 1276 nucleotides. Its product is annotated as microfibril-associated glycoprotein 4-like. The transcript is spliced from 10 exons. The record is from RefSeq and is a predicted model, not a curated record. NCBI's taxonomy places the organism in Eukaryota, Metazoa, Mollusca, Bivalvia, Mytilida, Mytilidae. The coding region runs from base 59 to 1252 and encodes 397 amino acids.